AUGGCGGUCGCGGUCCGCGCGCCGCGGUCGCCCGAGAAGGCGAUGGCGCUCAUGGCGAUCUUCUCCACCGCGCUCAUCGCGCUCCUGAUGUGGGUCUCGACCACGGUCAGCGUGCAUCACGAAGGGCAAGACCCGCUGACGCGCGGGGGACGAUGGGCGAACGCGAGGCAUCACCGCGGGCGGAUGCGCCGCGCGUACGAGCGGCCGGGCGUGGCGGGGGAGGCGGCGUGGGAAGCGCGCGACGGCGGCGGCGGCGGCGGCGACGGCGGCGAGUACGACGGCGGCGGCGGCGGCGGCGCGGGGGGGGGGGGCGCGCGUCAUCGCGCGCGCGACGACGACGACGACGACGACGACCGCGACCUCGAACACCGCCGCGAUCGCGAGGAGGUGUACGACGGUCGCAGUCACACGCAAGGGGACGCGCGUCGGCGCGGGCAUCGUCACGGGCACCACCACCACGGGCAUCACGACCACGCGCGCGUGUUCGCUGGCGAGCGGACAGAGUAG
Molecule: messenger RNA, 507 nt
Organism: Micromonas pusilla CCMP1545
Lineage: Eukaryota; Viridiplantae; Chlorophyta; Mamiellophyceae; Mamiellales; Mamiellaceae
Exons: 1
Coding region: 1-507 (168 amino acids)
Source: RefSeq, a predicted model, not a curated record